GCAGCGCACCCUCAGCCAUUUUUCUUCACUCCAACCUUCAUCGUGUGAAAUUUGUUCGCGGGUCCGUUUUUCGCUAAAUUACCCACAAAAAGUGCAUCAGUUCAGGACGAAAGUGUUCGCAUUCGACAGUCGACGUCGCGAUUUGCAAAAGUUGCUAGUUUUUGUGCCGAAAGUCGUGUUUUCCGUGGAGGAAAAGUGAAUUUCUUCUGGGACUCGCCCAGGUGCCUCAUUAAAUUUGGCCGUAGAAGAAAGAAAAAAGACUGCCCGUAGUCGGAGAAACAGCAGCAGCAAGUAGAAGAAGAAGCGCAAACCCCCCGAAACUCGAGGAUGGGUCGCAAGAAGAAGAAGGCGUCCAAGCCCUGGUGCUGGUACUGCAACCGCGAGUUCGACGACGAGAAGAUCCUGGUGCAGCACCAGAAGGCCAAACACUUCAAGUGUCACAUCUGCCACAAGAAGCUGUACACGGGGCCGGGGCUGUCGAUCCACUGCAUGCAGGUGCACAAGGAGUCGAUCGACAAGGUGCCCAACUCGCUGCCCAAUCGGUCCAACAUCGAGAUCGAAAUUUAUGGCAUGGAGGGCAUCCCGCCGGACGACAUCCGCGAGCACGAGCGGCAAAAGAACGGAAACGGCGGGGGUGGAGGUGGAGGUGGGGGAGGCGGAGGAUCUGGAGCGGGGGGAAAUAGGUCCGACUCGGACGACGAUGAACCGGUGGGGAAGAAGCCGAAGGCGGAAGCUCCCGUUUCACAAGGCCUGGUGAUGCCCCCGAACAUGAUGACGCCGCACCUGCCCUACGGAAUGAACCCGAUGAUGGCGGCCCAGAUGGGCCACAUGCCGUACAUGGUCCCGCCCGGGAUGCCCGGCAUGAUGCAGCAGAUGAUGGGUGGCCACCCGAGGCCACUGUUCCCGGCGGCGGCGUCCGCCACGACCAUCUCCGCAAACCCCGCAAUCAACAAGGCGACCUUCCCCGCGUACAGCAGUGCGACGAUCAGCGCGCCACCGACGACAAACUCGGCGAAUGCGGCCAACGCCAACGCGGUCGGCGGGGAUGCCGCCAAAUCCGCCGCCUCCUCUGUGAUACCGGUGACCGGUACGACGUCCAAGAUCGUGCACCCGCCGGAGGACCUCAGCCUGGAGGAGAUCCGGGCGCGCAAACCGCAGUACCAGAAGAAGAUCAGCCUGGCGACGCAGCAGCUGCUCCAGCAGAAGCACCAGGAAAAGCAGCAACAGCACGCGGCCGCAGCCGUGGCGGCAGCCAACGCGGCCGUCCAGCAGCAGCACGUCCAGCAGAUGCAGGCGGCCGCGGCGCAACACCAAGCGCAGCAGGCGGCCGCCUUCAAGGCGUUCUCGUCGGCAGCCGCCGUCAGCGGGACGAACACGAUAGUCACGAGCGGACCGGGCAAGGACAGCCGGCUAAUGUCGCCCCACGAGGUAAGUCCCGAACCGCAACUUCAUUUCACCAACACAAACACACCAGUUAACCAGGCAGCGGUCAUAGCCCACGCCCAGGCUGCCGCCGCCAACCACCAAAAGCAGAUCGACGAACUGAACCGGGCCGCGAUGAUCCAACGGAUACAGGCGGCCAACCAAGCGGCGGCCGUCUCAGCAGCGGCCGCCGCCCGACCCGGAGUACCGAUUGGAAUGGUACCGAUGUCGUUGAAUCCCCAGAUGCAACUGAUGCCUCCGAUGAUGCGACAAGGGUUGGCGAUCGGUCCGCCCGGUGCCGCCCUAAUCGGCGGAAACAUGCUCCGCCCAGGUCAUCCGCAGAUGGGCAUUGGUCCAGGUGGCCUCGUACAGAUCCAGGGGAUACCGCCCGGCAUGGGCAUGAUGUUCCCGGGGCACCCGAUGCUGCCGAUGUUGCCGCCCCGCUUCCGGUGAUCAGCUCAGCAACAAGCGCAGGGGCUGCUUCCCCUGCUGCCACUGGCGCAACUCCACCAUCAACUUCCGACGGUUGUGGCGGGACCGGGAACCACUGCCGGGGCCCUGUUCAACCUGACCCUGGCCACACCGACGGCGUUUGUGUUUCCCUGAUGUGGCGGCGGCGGCGGCAGCGCAGCGGAGAUACCCUCCAACGGCAAGCAAGUGGCACUUUAUUCUUUUUCUUAAAUAAUCAUCAUUAUCCUUAUCACGCGGUAGUCACGAGACAAAGUGUGGUGUGUACUAGAACUUAAGUGUAGGGCCUGCUGGAGCUCUCCGCGUUACGCUUCUGAACAGAAUUAGGUGUAUCGUGUAAUGUGAGAGGAAUUCUGAUAGAAAUUAUGAUAUUAGUGGGGUUGGGUGACACAGUUAGGGACGCAACUUUGAAGUGAAGUCAUUGGCGCGUGCACUCGGCUUCUGGUGAAAGUGUGCGAAGGUCGUUUGUAUCAUGAAUACAAUGUUAACGGCUGUAAGAUAUCUGACACACAUGAUUUUUUUUACAAUUUAAGUUUUUUUUUGUUGAUUUCAAUUGACGCUGUGUAAGCAUUGGUCCACUAACGGUGUCUUUGUUGUUCUGGCUAUCUAAAAUUCACUUUUGUUUUGUAAUCAGCAUGACAUGCUCUCGGUUCACAUUUCAUUAUUACGAAAUUCUUUUUUUUUUUGUUCCAAUUUCUUCACCUCUUAUUGUUGCACUAGAGUAAUUCAUUACUACAAGGAUUUGUAGUGUUCAGUAAUUUAGGAUUACAUAAUCCUCAAUUUCACAUUUGAAUGAAAUUUGCUGUUACAUUUGUGUAAUUGUAAAUUACAAAUUGUAAAUUCGUAAUUCGCUAUAACGUUUCCAAAUAAUGAUUUCACUCUCAUAUUUCUUCGGCACAAUUUUCAACCAUUCUCCAUUAAGGCUCUGAAAGGCAUCAUUCCCGAUCGGCCAUUUAGCGACUAUGUUUGUUUUUAGAAAAACAUUCAAAUCUUUAUUCAUAAUAUUUCAAUCAAAAAAUGGUUUUCUUUGUGUUGUUUGCCGAAGCAUUUUACAAAUAGUGAUUAUAUUUUCAUUUCAAUUUACUAUUUCUGGACCCUGAAUUCAGAACUAUCAUUGACAGUCAUUGCCCUAAAUGUGAAA
Molecule: messenger RNA, 3031 nt
Organism: Culex pipiens pallens (northern house mosquito)
Lineage: Eukaryota; Metazoa; Arthropoda; Insecta; Diptera; Culicidae
Gene: BuGZ
Product: BUB3-interacting and GLEBS motif-containing protein ZNF207
Exons: 7
Coding region: 328-1875 (515 amino acids)
Cellular component (GO): nucleus
Molecular function (GO): DNA binding
Source: RefSeq, a predicted model, not a curated record